UGUAAAAAACCUCUUGGAAUGCAAAGCCUUGGUAUCGACAAUKAUCACCUUAAAGUUACAUCUGAAUCUAAAUACAGAGACUAUGGGAAGAUCUCAGCUCGUCUGGGGUUCAAAUAUGCUUGGCGUAGCAAAGACAGACCGUCUACUUCRGAAUACUUACAGGUUGACCUGGGUCAGAUAAAGAAAGUCACUGGUAUUGCUAUACAAGGUGAUCCCAAUUCAGAUCGUUGGGUGACGGUGUUUAAGAUCAAUUACAGCAUCGGCGAUAGAUGGAUUGGUUGGGAGAGGUUUAAAGGUCCCAAGAGCAAGAGCGAUACUGCUAAAAUAUGGUUUCCAUACACCAUCCAAGCAAGACACAUACAAAUCAACCCUCUUAAGUGGAGGGGAGGCAUUUCAAUGCGAAUUGAACUUUACGGUUGUGAAAACACUUGCGACAAUCAACCAGUCGGUCUUGAAAAUGGUCAUAUUAAACAAUCUCAGAUAUCUGCCUCGUCUAUUCUGAACGACGCAACGCCCGCUCAAAACUGCAGGCUUGGUUACAAUGGAGCAGACUCAUGGUGUGGCGCAAUGCAUGAUAACAAUACKUAUCUGCAGAUUGAUCUGCGCAUGCCCCAUGUGAUUUGCGCCAUUAGUACCCAGGGAAACAGCAAAAGAGAUCAYAUGGUGACAUCAUUCACAAUCCAAACAUCAAUCGACGGUAAAAAAUGGAUCGACUACAGGAACAAACCAUUUAUUGACCUGAAGAACAAAGUGAAAAAUGUCAUUCAGACAUUCAAGGGUAACUUCGACAGCAACAGCAUUGCCAAGAACUAUUUUGAUCAGGGGCUACUUGCUCGUUAUGUGCGGAUCCUACCAAAGACCUUCAUCGGCGCAGCGUGCAUGCGCGUAGAGCUUUUUGGAGUUGAAAAAACAACAAACCAUCCGGGAUAG
Messenger RNA from Exaiptasia diaphana, 930 nucleotides. RefSeq names its product lactadherin. The transcript is spliced from 5 exons. NCBI's taxonomy places the organism in Eukaryota, Metazoa, Cnidaria, Anthozoa, Actiniaria, Aiptasiidae. The record is from RefSeq and is a predicted model, not a curated record. The coding region runs from base 19 to 930 and encodes 303 amino acids.